UCGGCUGGAAACGCGCACACGUCCGGGCUUUCAGGUCGGCGCAGACGUGCGCGGGUUCGGGAAUGUGGCAAGAGAGCAGCAGAGGGUGGCCCCUGGUGCCAGGGAGGACGCGGGUGGUACGGAGCCGAGCGGAGCAAGGGAUGAGCAGCGGCCCCGGUCCAUGUCCUCCUCUCCGUUAGACUGCCGUACACAAUGGGAGGUGCGGAGACAAUGGCACCGGCGAUUUCCUAACGCAGCUCGGAAUCAGGGAAUUCUGCUACCGGCGUUGUAUUUGGCCGCAUAUAUUUUAUUAUCCAGCGAUCAAUAAUCGACUUCUUUACAUUUUUUUUGUUUCUUUUUCUUGCAUACGACUUAGUACAAACACCAGAUGUAAAUGAUGUUCAAGUAUCACAUCCGCAUGGUUUGCAAUGACCUGAAGGUACUGGUUUUGAUGAGAUCUUUCGCGAUGCAGAGGAGCGAGCAGGAUUUGGAGACGGGCCGGAGAAGGGGUGGAGGAGGAGGAGGAGGAGGAGAAGAAGAGGGAGGGGGAGCAGGAGGAGGACGGCUGACCAGAUCGGGAUGCGGCUGGCCUCCCUUCCCCAAUUGUUCGUCCCGGGCCGACGAGGAUUGUUACGGGUCGAACGGUGCUGGAGCUGGAGGAGGAUACGACGACAAGGAGAGGAAUGGUGCACUCCAAACCGGAAUGGACUCGGUGUCCCUGAGCAGCAGCGAGAGUGGAAUGAGGAGCCCUCUGUGCCGAAUCUGUUUCCAGGGACCAGACCAGGGCGACCUGCUGAGCCCCUGUCGGUGUGAUGGUUCCGUGCGUUGCACCCACCAGCCAUGCCUAAUCCGCUGGAUCAGCGAGCGAGGCUCCUGGAGCUGUGAGCUGUGCUACUUUAAGUACCAGGUCCUGGCCAUCAGCACCAAGAACCCCCUGCAGUGGCAGGCAAUCUCCCUCACAGUGAUUGAAAAGGUGCAGAUAGCCGCAAUCAUCCUUGGCUCCCUCUUCCUAAUUGCUAGCAUCUCCUGGUUAAUUUGGUCCUCCCUCAGUCCGUCGGCUAAGUGGCAGAGACAGGACCUGCUCUUCCAGAUCUGUUACGGGAUGUAUGGCUUCAUGGAUGUCGUCUGUAUAGGCCUUAUCAUUCACGAAGGAUCGUCUGUGUACCGAAUCUUUAAGCGCUGGCAGGCUGUGAAUCAACAGUGGAAAGUACUGAAUUAUGAAAAAUCCAAGGACCUUGGGGAAGCCAUUAGUGGGACAAGCAAGAUAGGGGGAAGAAAUUCACGGACGAACCACUCGUCAAACAAUGACAGAAGUUCCAAUCAGCGCACUGGAACCAUUUUGAAUCAUCACUGUGGAUAUACCAUCCUGCAUAUUCUCAGCUAUCUGAGGCCGAGCAACCAUCAGAACAGUAACAGCGCAAACAGAGAGCUGGUAAUGCGAGUUACAACUGUCUGAGGCUGAACAAGAGAGACCGCUCACUGAACCUCACUUAAAACAAAAAAACUGUAAAGUACGUGCAACAAAGACAAGAAGUAACGCUGGGGCUGUGAGACUCAGAGACUGAGUUAAAUUCGAGGCUGAGAUAUGGCAGCAACAAUGCAAUGGGUCACACUGGGCCUCAAUCUCCAUGCCUGGACUCUGCCAUCUUUAUUGUUUUCUAAACCAUUUUUUCUAUAAAAUAAGGAAAACCUCUCCUGAAAGAAAGUGGGGUGGGGGGGUGGGAGGGGAACUGACUCUGAGAGAAAUGGAAUGCAAGAUAGUUUGUUGAAAAACUGCCCAAAAGAAGUGAGUGCAAUAACAAACGUCAGUUCCAGGAUGCUGUGGGAUCUUGGCAAUAAGUUCUCUGUAUACUUCACCCUUAAGUUAAUGCAUGUCACUGUUUCUCUCGCCUCCUAUCUCAAAUUAGAAGGCAUAUAAUUUAUAUGCAAAUGGUGGUCUGCAAAUAAACUUCUGUUUUUUUAGGAGGGUGUUUUCGGAGAGCUGUAAAUAUAGGUCUAUGACGAUUAUUGGGACAUCAUUUAUACAGUACACACUCUCCCACCUCAGUACUAUAGAUUGCAUUCUAGCGUACCUGUGGGAGUUCCUAUCUUGCUCCAAUAAUGUCUAUGAUAUGUAAGUGAACAUCCUAUCUUGGUACUGUGAAGUGUAUUUUAAUAUAUACAUGAGUGGCCUAACAAGGUACCACAGAGUGCAUUUAAAUAUAUAUUUAGGAGUGCCCUAUCUUGGUUUCACAGAUUGUAUAACUAUCCAAUAAAUUUAAAGUGGUCCAAUUCAAAAGCAAAGAAUGUAUUCUAAUAUGUGCAGGACACUUUUUAUAUAUUAAAAUACAAUUCAAUAUAAAAUUUCCUUUGUGUUGUUUUAACAGUUUUGACCAUGGCAGAAAAUUUAAUUCAAUGUCCAUUACCAGUAUCACAGGACAAUAUUUGAACACCUACCCCCAUCUCACAGAAACUUUUGGUCAAUGUUGACGUGGUUUGAUUUAGACAAAACUUUUUCCAGUGAAGGGUUGUGAAAAGAGGAGCUUAACAUGUGACAAAGCAAGAGACCAACUUUGUGGUACAGGUAAUAAAACCUUACUGAUACCUGGUAGAUAUUGCUGGGCACCAGAACAGAUCUCCUGAAUUAACUAGUUACUUUGAAUUACCAGUGGCGGGCCCCUUACUCUGCUUCUCCAGUCCCUAAAGCUGGAGGGAGCAGCUUCACUUUGCACAGUUGGAUGGCAGGUGCUCACUAGGGUGUUGGAGACUGGUGAAUAUGAAGACUCUGCAACUGGUUGUACAGUUUGUUUCUGCCCACCAAAUAGGUAAUUAACACAGUGAUUCACUCACUGAGCAGCCAGCAAUGACCAGGUCCCGUCCUUCGCUUUAGCUGAAAUAGUUUUAAGAGGUGAGUAUGAUGCACUUGGGCAAAGGUCAAUGCUUGACCUCAAACUAAACAGAUGGUGAUUAUCAGGUUUAAGGAGUCAGUCAAAUGAAAACUAUGUUGAGAAUAAGAUGCCAGGGUCAAGAAGUGAUAAAUCUAACUCCACACUGAUUACCCUUGCCCCCAUCCUCUGCUAGUCACCCCACUGGUGGGUGCAAAUCCCUUUCCUAUUGACAUUGGAGAACAGAUGCUAACAGGGUUGAAAGGGUUAAUUAUGAGUAGUGGUUCCAUCAAAGCAAUGUGUUCCCUCAAAUACGGGAGAUUAAGGGAUGAUUUGAUGGAGGGGUCUAAAGGACUGGAUAGUUUAGAGAGAAACCCGUUGUACAGGCAGUUGUGGAGAAUCAGGAAGUACCUUUUCUACAUAGGAGUGGGGAAGAUCUGGAACUCCUUCUUCCAAAAAUACGUUGAAGCUGGAGAUUAAUUGAAAAUGUGAAGAUUGAUUUAACAGAGAUCAAUAAUGGAGACAUGGGUGAUAGGUGUUAAGGAAAAAUUUUUUCACUCAGAGGAUGGUGAGGCACUUAUCGAAAGGAUGCAGGAGACAUACACCACCAUCACAUUCAGAAGCACAUGAAGUGCCAUAACCUACAGGGUCCACACUAAGAGGUGGAGAGUAGCAUUAGUUUGAAUAGCUGUUUUUUUUUUUGGCUUGUUCAGUUUGUAAAAAAGAAACAUUUCUCCUUCAACUGCUUCUUUCAAGCAAGGCUUCCACACUUCUUCAAUCAGGAGUGUGGGUCUGACAUUGUGCAGGCUGAGGCUCCCUUCUGGAGUCUAGUUCUUGAACAAAGUCUCACAUUUCUGAAGUCUCUUUCACAGCCCUUUAUUGAUACACAAUGCUCUUUACCUCCAGUGAAGUAUGUUUGAAGUUUAGUCAUUGUUGUGGUGUAGACAACAAAGCCACCAAUUUGAACAUAAAGUACGCCAUUGGUUGUAUAUUCCAAGGCUGUGAAAGUUUGUUCUUCACUUUGACUAUCUUCCACUUACAUCUCAUUCAAUCCUAGGCUCCCACCCCUUUGUCUGAGCUGAAAUUGAGCUUUAUAAAAGAUUGAUUAACUGGCAGAAGGCAAAGAGUGGGAAUAAAGAGAGCCUUCUAUGGUUGUCUACCAGUAACUAGUGGUAUUCCAUAGGGGUUGGUUGGGAUCAAUUCUUUUCACGUUACUUGUCAAUGAUCUGGACGACAAAUUGAUGGCUUUGUGGCCUGGUUUGUGGAUGAUACAAAGACUGGUGGAGGGGCAGGUAGUGUUGAGGAAGCAGGGAGUCUACAGAAAGACUUAGACAGAUUAGGAGUUCAGAAGCAUGAGGAGGGGAUCUCACUGAAACCUAUCAAAUAUUGAAAGGCCCAGACAAGUGGUCGUGGAAAGGAUGUUUCCUAUAGCAGUGGGAUCUAGGACCAGAGGGCGCAGCCUCAGAAUACAAAGACAUCCCUUUAGAAUAGAGAUGAGGCAGAAUUUCUUUGGACAGAGGAUAGUGAAUCUGUGGAAUUCAUUACCACACACGACUGUGGAGGCCAAGUCACUGGGUAGAUUUAAAGCAGAGGUUGACAGGUUCUUCAUUAGUCAGGGUGUCAAAGAUUACAGGGAGUAGGCAGGAGAAUGGGAUUGAGAGAGAUAAUAAAUCAGCAAUGAUGAAAUGUUGAAGGAAACUUGAUGGGCUGAAUGGCCUAAUUCUGCUCCAAUGUCUUAUAGAUUUACGUAUUGACAGGAUGUGGGCAUCACUGACAAGACUAGCAUUCUUUGAGAAGAUGGUGGUGAACUGCUGCAGAAGGUACUCCCAUAAUACUGAGACUCAGACCCAGCAGGGUGAAUAAACAGCAAUAUAUUGUCGAGUCAGAAAUGAGAAAUGGAGUUCCUCCUGGUGUCCUGAAACCAAUAUUCAUACCUUUAUAAAGAUUGCUAAAAUACUGUGGGCGAUCUGGAUAUUAUUCUUAUUGUUGUUUGUGAUAUCUUGCUUUGUGAUUUGGCUGUCACCUUCUAAAAAAAAAUCUGCAUUAACUGUAAAACAGUUUGGGACAUCCUGAAGGAAUAUGACAGAAACUAUGAAAAUGCAAGUCUUUCUCUUCUUGUUUUGAAAGUUGCAAGGGAUAUUUUCUCAGUAAAACACGGCAUUUCACUUUAAUGGCUGCCUUCUUGCUGGAUGCAACAUUAUCUAAUAUUUGUUAAAAAACUGUCAAUGAAGAUUAGAGGCCCUGUGCCUUUUCACAGCAUAUGGUAACGUCCCGUCAUUGCUGCACCUUAUCUGUACUUUGUUGUAAGCAACCUUUGAGGCACGCUGUCAUGGCAACAGAACUGCCUUUUAUGUUGCAGCAAUCCUCAGCGCCUUCACUGUCAUCUGCAGAGACGAAAAGCCUGCGCUUUUUAAACAAAUGUGGUUUCAGUCUGAGAACUUUAGGCCCAAUAUCUCCCGACAUGAUUAUUUUUUUCUGCUUGCAAUGUGCUUGAAUCCUGAAAUCUACCCCUCUCUAAAGCUUUAAGCAUCACUGAGGGGAAAUGACAGGAUCUUCAAAAGCAUGAUUUAAAUCAACACUAUGUCUUGUGUUUAAAAUAAAAGUCGUAAAAGAGCAGUGCAGUGAGGAGAGAGAACCAUGAAGUUAAUGAGAUGUGGAAACUGUUUUGGUGGCGGGGCUGAUUUUGCCAACAUAGUUCUUGCACAUGCACGGCUGCUUUAUACUAAUAAAGAUUAAUUCCCAGGAUAGUGAGUGUUGCUGGGAAGGCUGGUAUUUAUUGGUGGUGUUCGGGUGCUUCCUUGAGCUGGUGCUGUUGGCUCAGGAGUUCAGUGACAAUGAAGUAACGACAAUAUGUUUCUCAGUCAAGAUGAUUGUGUGACUUGGAGGGAAGCCUUCAGGUAGCAGUCUCCUGUCUGUUCAGGUAGUGGCGGGUUUGGGAGGUGCUGUCUAAGGAGCCUGGGUGAGUAGUCCUGACAAAGGGUCUCGGCCUGAAACGUCGACUGCACCUCUUCCUACAGAUGCUGCCUGGCCUGCUGCGUUCACCAGCAACUUUGAUGUAUGUUGCUUGAAUUUCCAGCAUCUGCAGAAUUCCUGUUGUUUGGGUGAGUAACCAAUGUUUUUUUUGCAAGACGCACACUGCAGCUUUGAUGUACUGGUGGUUGAGGGACUGCUGAUCGAGAUGACUGCUUUGUGAAUGG
This is a messenger RNA of Mobula hypostoma (lesser devil ray), 6040 nucleotides long. RefSeq names its product E3 ubiquitin-protein ligase MARCHF9-like. NCBI's taxonomy places the organism in Eukaryota, Metazoa, Chordata, Chondrichthyes, Myliobatiformes, Myliobatidae. The transcript has 4 exons. Gene Ontology annotation, biological process: protein ubiquitination. Gene Ontology annotation, molecular function: ubiquitin-protein transferase activity; zinc ion binding. Bases 374 to 1435 code for a protein of 353 amino acids. The record is from RefSeq and is a predicted model, not a curated record.